Fulvia fulva is the source of this 1257-nucleotide messenger RNA. RefSeq names its product Vegetative incompatibility protein HET-E-1. NCBI's taxonomy places the organism in Eukaryota, Fungi, Ascomycota, Dothideomycetes, Mycosphaerellales, Mycosphaerellaceae. The record is from RefSeq and is a predicted model, not a curated record. The transcript has a single exon. The coding region runs from base 1 to 1257 and encodes 418 amino acids.
AUGCGGCUUCUCAACACUCACACCCUCAACUUCGAAGAAUUCACUGCCAUACCAGCAUACGCCAUCCUCUCUCACCGAUGGAUCGGGGACGAAGUCUCCUACGACGACUACUGUUCAAAGUCAGAUCGCGAAGAUGCUCGAUAUGAUAAGAUCUUUCAGUCUUGCAAAUUGGCUCGAAGCCGCAAGCACAAGUACAUCUGGAUCGACACUUGCUGCAUCGACAAGAGAAGCAGUGCAGAGCUCUCUGAGGCGAUCAACAGUAUGUGGGACUGGUACUCCAGUGCCUCAGAAUGCUUUGCUUUCCUGGUCGACGUACACUUCACCUCAAACCAGGACGAGAUGGUAUCGCGACUCGAACGAAGCGCUUGGUUCCGCCGUGGCUGGACAUUGCAAGAAUUGCUUGCUCCUCGGAUUGUUACGUUUUGUACAUCUGACUGGCGCAUCAUCGGUCAGAAGAGUGACAAACACCUUCUGCCUGCACUGAGUGACAUCACAUCGAUCCCGAAAGACUGUAUUGAGUACCAGUUCAUGCUUCACACGAAAUGUAUCGCUCAGAGACUCAGUUGGGCCGCCAAGCGCGAGACCACACGAACCGAAGACACGGCAUAUUGCUUGCUGGGUCUAGUGGGCGUGAACAUGCCGCUGUUGUACGGGGAAGGAGACAAAGCGUUCUUGCGGCUCCAACAGGAGAUCAUCCGACAAAGUGACGAUGAGUCCAUAUUCGCGUGGCGAUACGUUUCUCCUCCAUCUGGUUACAGGGCUGGAAUCCUCGCACCCCACGUCAGCUUCUUCAGCAACUCACACGGUGUGCGACUUCUCGACGGCAAGCGUGCGCCAUACUCUAUGACCAACAAGGGAUUAGAAAUCAGGUCAGAUGCCACUUUUGUCCCUUCCGUUGGCGUCUACGUCCUCCCUCUGAAUUGUGGAUACACACAGCAGCUACAAGCUGACGCAGGACGCUCUGUGAAAUGUACAAUCGUGAUACGCGCAGAAGAUGGCGCCUACUAUCGAGUUGCCGCGUCACGAUUAGGCGAGCAUCUUGGUACAAUGUAUGUUGGCCGUGAGACUGAAGCGGUUGAGGAGUCAACCUACCACAUCAAACUGUCACGAUGGCAGCAUAGCUACCAGCCAGCCUUCUCGCUUCUUGGGAGAUGUGUUAUUAGGUGGAGGGCCAGGAAAGGACGCGUUACCCCCGGCGAGUCUGCUGAGCAAGAGCAGACGUGGAUGUUACUCGAGGAGCGUGCGACUGUCGAGUAA